Molecule: messenger RNA, 2225 nt
Organism: Carassius carassius (crucian carp)
Lineage: Eukaryota; Metazoa; Chordata; Actinopteri; Cypriniformes; Cyprinidae
Product: zinc finger protein OZF-like
Exons: 3
Coding region: 779-2005 (408 amino acids)
Biological process (GO): regulation of transcription by RNA polymerase II
Molecular function (GO): RNA polymerase II cis-regulatory region sequence-specific DNA binding; DNA-binding transcription factor activity
Source: RefSeq, a predicted model, not a curated record
AUAAAAAAGAGAACCUUUCCUACGUUACUACUACACAACUGGUGCAUAUUCUUUUUAGAAUAAAAUCUAUUAUUAUUGCAUUCAAUUAUACAUACACGUGAUUGUCUAAAAACCAAUCUAUUCACAAGCAGACAAUGGAAUGACAUGUGCUGUGAGGUACAGUACAGAUAUUUGUCCUUUAUUUUCAAUGAUGUGAGGAACUAUUGUUAAAUUAAUCAAAUCUGAGUGACUUUCUAUGUUGUAUGAUUGUUUUGCGGGGCCCUAAAUUAGGUGGAGGUAAUAAAAUCCUCAUUGUGUCCACACAGGCACGGUACUGCAUUUCAACUUGCUGAAGAAAAUGCAUUUUAAAAAGAAUCUAUUUGAGGUAUUUCAAUAAUAUUUGUAUUAUUUUAAGACCAGUGUCAUAUACAGUUUUGUGUAUGGGUGGAGUACAAUCUCUUUAGGUGGUCAGUCAAGAGGCAUGUUCACCUGGAAGAAACUUUUUUUAGAUUUUAAAGAUAAAUUCAUCUCUCUGGUGCACAUUUACAGUUGUAUAUUAAGAGCUAUAACCUAUGUUCUGUGUGCAAAAUCUGCAAAUUGAAUGUAGAUGUCGUCUGUGCAUUGACUUGUCCCUGAACCUCUCACAGCAGGAAUGCAUCUUUGACUUCUGAGAUGGGCAAAUUGAGAGAUGGUUUAUCAAAUCAUUAGAAGCGAUUAUUGGCUGAUAGCGAUCGGUAGCUGAUCUACUGUGGGAAAGAUCUGCUCCUCCCACAACAGUUUAUGAAGGAAAGUCGAAAACAUGACUGAUCCAGAACCCUGGAGAAUAAAACAGGAAGACACUGAAGAACAAAUAGGCUGGUACCUGAUAGAAGAGAACAAGGAGAUUAAAGAACUGACUGAAGUAGAAGAGAAACAUCAUGUAAAAACUGAAGAAACAUCCUCAAGUCUCUCAUUGAAAAGAAGAGAUGAAAUAUAUUUCACUUGCCCUCAGUGUGGAAAGAGUUUCUCAUGCAAGAAAAAUCUUGAUGUUCACAUAAAAUGUCAUCUUGAAGGGUUUUCAGAUGACCUGAAGGACCACCUGAAAGUUUAUACAAGGGAGAAGAAGCCUUAUGUAUGUAAUUUAUGUGGAAAUAGUUUUAUUCAGAGGGCUACAUUAAAAAGACACCAGAAAAGACACAGUGGUGUGAAGGAUCAUGCUUGCUCUGAGUGUGGGAAGACUUUUUUUACAUAUGCUGCUAUGAAAGUGCACCUGAUAGUUCACACUACAGAAACACCUUACAAGUGUUCUUACUGUGAGAAGAGAUUCAAACGGUCAAUAUAUGUGAAAAGGCAUGAGAGAAUCCACACUGGAGAGAAGCCGUACACAUGUGAUCAGUGUGGGAAGAGUUUUGGACGAAAAGUACAUCUUAACAAACACUUGACAAUCCACACUGGAGAGAAGCCGUACAAAUGUGAUCAGUGUGGCAGGGGUUUUACACAAAAAGAUUUCCUAAAUGUUCACAUGACAAUCCACACUGGAGAGAAGCCGUACACAUGUGAUCAGUGUGGGAAGAGUUUCAGAAUAUCAAGUGUUUUUAGAAGUCAUCUGCUUAUUCAUUCAAAUGAAAGACUUUAUAACUGUGACCAGUGUGGUAAACAUUUCUUUAGGGCAAGUGCCCUAAAUAGGCAUCUGAAAGUUCAUACAAAGGAGAAGCCUCAUCUGUGUUCUUUGUGUGGAAAGAGUUUUAGUGAACGGGACGCUUUAAAAAUACACCAGAAAAGACACAGCGGUGUGAAGGAUCAUAUUUGCUCUGAGUGUGGGAAGGCUUUUUUUACAGAUGCUGAAGUGAAAAAGCAUAAGGUAAUUCACACUACAGAAACACCUUUUAAUUGUUCACACUGUGACAAGAGAUUUAAACGGUCCGUAUAUCUUAAAGUACAUGAGAGGAUCCACACUGGAGAGAAGCCGUAUCACUGCCAUUCAUGUGGGAAGAGUUUCACUCAAUUAUAUUCUCUUACCUAUCAUAAAAAAAAGAUGCAUGUCUGAAAUUACAGUAAGUAGUUUAAAUCUUGAUCUGUACUUACAGAUGUGAUGCUGUGGAGAGCCACAUCAAGUGAUUAUUUUGGUAAUCAAUCAGAGAUAAAAUUAUUAACCGAUUGCUGAUUAUUUCAGACUUAUCAGAAGCUUUUAAUGAUUAUUAAGCUUUUGUAGUUCAAAUGUUAUAUCUAUUCUAACUAAUAAAUAAAACAAGGAAAUCACUUGAAAA